This is a messenger RNA of Pristis pectinata (smalltooth sawfish), 6889 nucleotides long. It is a transcript of the gene heatr1, whose product is annotated as HEAT repeat containing 1. NCBI's taxonomy places the organism in Eukaryota, Metazoa, Chordata, Chondrichthyes, Rhinopristiformes, Pristidae. The record is from RefSeq and is a predicted model, not a curated record. The transcript has 45 exons. Gene Ontology annotation, cellular component: 90S preribosome; small-subunit processome; t-UTP complex. Gene Ontology annotation, biological process: maturation of SSU-rRNA from tricistronic rRNA transcript (SSU-rRNA, 5.8S rRNA, LSU-rRNA); positive regulation of transcription by RNA polymerase I. The coding region runs from base 130 to 6585 and encodes 2151 amino acids. Gene Ontology annotation, molecular function: snoRNA binding.
GGGGGGCGCCUGAGACGGGAGUCUGAGCUGUGGAUGCGGCUCAGGGUCCGGCGUGGUGCGGGUUCCCAUGUGGACAGCGGGACAGAAACUUGUUGUUUUAACCGAAAUUAACCUGUGAGGAAAAGCAAGAUGACCUCUUUAGCCUAUCAGCUGAAGCGUUUGGCACUCCCCCAAAAUGAUGCAAGUCUUCUCUCUCGUAAAGAAGUAGCGUCAUUGUUGUUUGAUUGCAAGGAAGCUGCUACUAUUGACAGGGAGACUUUCUUUGCCAUAGGAUGUACUGGUCUCGAGGAACUUAUUGGAAUUGAUCCAGCUUUUGAAGAAUUUCAGUCAACGCUCUUCAGCCAAGCUUCCAAAGGUCUAGAGCGUAGUGUUCAGACUAAAGAAGUGAAUGCCCAGCUCGAUGAGAAUAUAUUGCGUUUCCUAACACGUUUAUCUCCGUUCUUUAUGCUAAAGCCUGCCCAGAAGUGCCUUGAAUGGCUUAUUCACAGAUUCCAUAUCCAUCUGUAUAAUCAGGACAGUUUGAUUGGCUGCAUUCUUCCCUAUCAUGAGACAAAAGUGUUUGUGAGAACCGUUCAGCUCCUUGCACUCAAAGACCCAACUUAUCGUUGGCAUUGGUUACAGUGCAUACAGAAACCAGGCAUCCCAUUGGCAAGAAGCACUUUAAUCACGCAUUGUUACAAAGAUCUGGACUUUAUGGAUUUUAUCUGUAGUUUGGUAAUCAAGGCAGUCAAGGCAUUUGCUGACUAUCCCAACAGUGCAGCACAUUUGAGAGUUCUGUUUUCUUUUUAUGCAUCUACCAUAGUUGCAGCAUUAAGUGCUGUAGAUAAAGUAACUGACUCCAUCAUCGCCAAGUUGCUUCCAUAUAUCCAGAAGGGACUGAAGUCUUCAUUGGCAGAUUACAGAGCUGCUACAUACAUGAUAAUCUCUCAGCUUGCUGUGAAAGUUGUCUUGGAGCCUUCUCUGGUAAACACUCUGGCCCAGCAAAUCUGCAAAGUGCUUGUAAAGAUCCCAACUCUGAUACGAGAGGGACUAAGUUGCCUGAUUAUUUUACUGCAGCGUCAAAAGAGUGAAAAGAUUAGUCAAAAGACCUUUAAUAAUCUCUGUAACAUCCCUGACCUUAUCAUAAAUCUCCAAGAGAUUGAUGCUCGGUAUAAAGUUUCUCCUCUGCUCAAUCAUCUUCUCCCCAAUCUGAUCCAUUCCAUUAUCACAGCUGAAGAAAAUGAAAAAAGUCCUGGUUCCCAAACACACCUCCAACUUCUGGAAGCUGUACUUCAGACUAUUACACUGGAGAGCAACUUGGACCAAACUGUAGCCAACAAGCUUCUUGAGGAGUAUAUUUCUCAUUCGACACAGGAUAUUGACCCUGACAGUCUCUCUGCAUUAAAUCAGAAAAUUAUGCCCUUGGUCAGACUAUUGGAAACAAGGUACCCCAAAGCUUAUGAAUUAUCUUUGGGAAGCCAAAUGAAUAAAUUUACAACCCAGAGAGAGCAAGAUGUCUUCAACCAGUUUAUCUCUCUGUCUUUGAGCAGUGCAAAGUAUCAGUUGUUGACAGAUUCUGACACAUCGCUAUUGCUGAGUCUUAAUCACCCACAGCCUAACAUCCGAAGAUCUGCUUUGGAGCACUUAAAGGAAAUCAUUAAAACCUCACAGGAAGGAUAUGACGAUACUUUCUUGAAAGAAAGUAUUUUGGGACGGAUAAAAGAUGACAGUCCAGAAGUAGUUCUUGUUGCUCUACAGGCUCUGGAGGCCUACUCUAGACAGCUUGGUCAAGAAAAGACUGUUUCUUCUCUUUUGUCACUGUUUCAACGAGUGGAUCUUUCUGAGAAUGAGCACUGGUAUGUUGUUCUUGAAGAGGCAGUUAAUUUUUUAAGUAUGGGAAAUCUGUAUAAUGGGAAUGCAGAGCUGACACAUCAGAUAUGGAUGGAACUGAUGCCUUAUGUGGUACUGACCAACCCAACAGAACAAUCGGUUGAGCGGAAAAUGACAAAGUUUAUUGUUAAUUCAGAUCUGUGCUCCAAGAAUCCACUGCUUCGUGGCUGGCCAGCAGUACUUGAAGAAGUAUUAGACAGCUGUAACUUGAGAGAAAUGGUUGGCAAGGCAAGUCAGAAAAUGAUUGAGCUCCUGGCAAAUAACUUGUGCUCAAUGGAUCCUUCUGCAAGGACUCAAAUGAUAGAAAAUAUUGUGCAAGUCAUUAAAAAAGAAUCCCCAAACCCGAAGCACAAGCUGACCUCUGUUGUACUGAGUUUUGCUUUAGUCCAGACCUUGGAGAUGCAGCCGGAUCCAGAACGUUUACAACAUGCUCUACAAGUAUAUGGUGUUUUAGAGAAAAGACUGAAGAAACUAGUUGCAAAAAGCAGAGACUGGAGAAUUUUGCGAAAGUGGCAUCUUCAUUAUAUUGAAGGGAACACGUUACCAGUGGACCUACUUACUGAAUAUGUAGAGCAUAUGCAGGUUGAUGUUGGUUGGAGUGCAGAAUCUGGAUUUAUACUCAUUUUGUUGCUAAAGAACCUAAUUAUGGCUUUCAAACCACCUGAAUCGCUGCUGAAAGAACAGUCUUGGUGGAACCCUGAAAGUUUGGAUGAACAAAAUUGUAACUACCUUCAUCUUCUCAUUGACGUGUUUGAUCUUAUUAUGUGUGGUGCAAGUGAAGGAAGCCUCGUAGCAAGCUUCAGGAUACUCUUGCAGCUUUUGAUUCAGACUCAUCUGCCUGAUCCCAGUCAUCUCUUCAGGUUCUUGUCACUUGUGUGGACCUAUAAUUAUAACCUUAGUAACCAGUUGAACAGAACAGUAGGUGUCAUACUACAGACCCGAGCCUUUUACUUGGGUUGCGCACUAUUUGAUUAUGCUGGGACAGAAUUUCUAUCAUCACAAGUGGUGGUGUCCUUAGUCAUUUCUCUGGGUAGCCCUGUAAGAGAGGUGCGUCGGGCAGCAAUUGCCUGUUUACAAACAAUAGCAAAAGUACCAGGAUCUGGAUUUGAUGUGGUUAUUAAUAGUCUUGCUAAUAUGGCAGAAGAAAUCAUUGCAGAUCCCAUGCACUUAAGUCAGGCUCUAGGGACAUUAUUUGAGGAAAUUUUAACACCCACUGGACCAGCAAGGUCACAGCACACAAACCUGACACAAGCUCUUGAGAAUUUUCUGCAGUGUUUUGGAGAUCAAGGUCAACCAUCGUAUGUCACACGUAAUUUGCUGGAAGUAUUCGAACAAGUGAAUGGAGAGAUCGUAUUAUCCAGAUUGUUACCCCUACUGGAGAGACUCCUAGGAAAGGAACCUGACACUUUCCUCAAAGAUGAAGCCCUUAUGCUGCAUAUGGUUCUCUCAAAGUACAAUGAACAAUCUGCGACUUUACUGGCGAAGAAUUCGCAAAGUCUGGAUCUUUUCAUCAGUGCCUUGAAUAAUUCCAAGGAAGUGUACAGAGGCUUGCCAGCACUGCAGAUCACUGCAUUUGGACAGAUUACAAAAAGUUUCUUUGCAGCACUGCCUGAUGUGAAGAUACAGCAGAGGUUGCUGGGAGUACUGUUCGACCUGCUUGUGCAAACUAAAAACCCAGUCUCUGCACAAACAAUAAGCAGUGUUUUCAAGGCGAUUGUAGUUGAUGCAGAACAAGUUGCCCGGGAGCUGGGACCUUUGGAAAAAUCUCCAAGUCGUGCAACCAUUCAGCAGACCAGAAGGCAGAAAAUGCAACAGCAAAGGAAAUCUCAAGAUUUGCAGAAUUUGGAACCUGUUUCUGCAACCGGUAACAUUAACUGGCAGAGAGUUACCCUCAUCAUGGAGUUGUUGCAACACAAAAAGAAACUCAAAAAUCCCCAGACUUUGGUUCCUACCCUUUUCAGCCUUCUGUCCAGGUCUCUGGAUCCUGCAUUAUCCGAGCAGAGCACCCUGGAGUACACAAAGCAGCUGAUCCUCAAUUGUUUACUGAACCUCUGCCAGAAACUGUCACCUGAUGGAUCCAAGAUAAGCAAUGAUGUUCUUGAUGAAGAGAAGUUUAACGUGGAGCUGAUUGUUCAAUGUGUCAGGACUUCAAAUAUGCCUCAGACACAUCAUCACGCAUUGCUGCUCUUGGGUGCUGCUGCAGGAAUGUUCCCUGACAAGGUUCUCCAUAAUAUCAUGCCUAUAUUUACCUUCAUGGGUGCCAAUGUGAUGCGACUGGAUGACAGCUACAGUUUCCAGGUCAUAAACAAGACUGUGCAGACUGUCAUUCCAGCUCUUAUUCGGGCUGACAAUGAAGGUCCUGCAGAAAUCAAAGAGAACGUGGAAAAUGUUGUAACAAAAAUUAUCCGUGUAUUUGUGGAUGCCAUGCCACAUGUGCCUGAACACCGGCGAGUGCCUGUUCUUUCUAAGCUCAUUGAGACAGUGAGUGCAGAGCGCUUCCUUUGGGCCCUCCUGUUGCUGCUAUUUGAGCAGCAUGUAACCAAGACCACUUCUUCAGCAACCAAUGACGAAAAGGAAACAGUUUUGGAAAGUAAUGUCGAGUUCUGGAUCACUGUUGGCUGCGAGUUUACUGUUCAAGAACAACUCCAGAGUUUCAUCAAUGUUUUGCGUUACUUAGCCAAGCUCCCUGAAGACAAAGAGGAAACAACCAAAGAAAAGGGGAAAGCAAACACAAGAAAGAACAAAGCAGGGAAACCAAAUGAAGUGGAACCACUGGUCAACAUUGACGGUCUCACAGCCAAAGAGCUACGCCAUUUCAAAUUUCUUUCCAUCUCGUUUAUGGCUCAGCAUCUCGCCUCUGAAAGCUUUAUUGGAAAGGUUGCAGAUUGUAAUACUUCUGAAGAUGAAACCCUGCAGAAGCUUGAACAAAGUUUACUAGAGGAGAUUCUUUGCUACAUCAAUGUGGUUGCCCACAGUGUAGAGGAGAAUGCAGAGAAACCCACAGCUAAAUUCUGGAGGACUCUACUCAACCGGUCAUAUGAUGUUCUGGAUAAAGUGAAUGCCUUGCUACCCACAGAAUCUUUCAUUCCAGUGAUACGAGGACUGAUGAAUAAUCGUUUACCCUCUGUUAGACGUAAAGCCAUCGAUCUCCUCAAUAAUAAGCUCCAGCAGCACAAAAUUGAGUGGCAGGAACAUCAGGUGAAGUUGCUUUUGAGCCUAAUUGAGGAGCUUCUGAACAUUGUUUGCUGUAAGGAAAUAGAAGUGGAGCAAGCUGUUAACCGUCAGACCGCCCUCUUUAGCCUGAAACUCUUGUGCAGGUGUUUUGGUGCAAGUCACCAGGAUUUGUUUGUGCCUGUGCUGGUGACUGCUGUUGACCUCAUCGCAGGGGACAAUGAAGAGGAAAGAAAUCUGCUGGGCAAUGCGUUACUUUGCAUUGCUGAAGUUACCACUGCACUCAAAGCACUGGCAAUACCACAGCUUCCAAGGCUGAUGCCAGGACUUCUGAAGAUCUUGAAAAAGCAGAAAUCUCUGCUGUCCAAUGAGAUUUAUUUGCUAAGUGCUGUUACAGCAUUGCAGAGAGUUGCAGAAACACUGCCGCAUUUCAUCAGCCCUUACCUACUCAACAUUCUAGUACAAGUCACCCGGUUGACCAAGAUUGCUGCAAAGGCAAGCCACUCGUCACAGCUUGAUAAGCGUUUAACAUCACUUCGAACUACACUGGCCACAAAGCUAGCUUCUCGGGUUCUAUUGCCAUCGAUCAGCAAGUGCUAUGAUAAACUUGCUGACACCAAGCAGCAUUGCUUAGGUCCACUUCUCGACAUCCUGAAGGAACAUAUUUGUAACAUGGCAAAGGAACAAUUGAAUUCCCAUCAAUCUGAACUCACAUCGUUCUUCCUCAAAGCCCUGGAUUUCAGAGCUGACCACUUGGAGGAUGACUUGGACAAAGUGGGUGAAAUUGAAGGUCAUGUCAUUAAUUGUCUUGUUGGCAUGAUAAUGAAACUUUCGGAGGUUACUUUUAGGCCUUUGUUCUUUAAGCUGUUUGACUGGAGCAAGUCUGAGGGAUUCCCAACAGAUCGAUUGAUUACAUUCUACCGCCUGGCAAAUUGCAUUGCAGACAAGCUUAAAGGUUUAUUCACCCUUUUUGCUGGGCAGCUAGUGAAGCCUUUUGCUGAAAUUCUGAACCAGACAAAUAUUGUCAAGACAGAUGAAAGUUUCUUUGACUCAGACAACAGCACAAAGAAAUCUUGCCUAUUGCUUCAGUUCAUCACUGACUGCAUGCACAAAAUCUUUCUCUUCGACACUCAAAAGUUUGUCAGUAAGGAAAGAGCCGAUACUCUCAUGAUGCCCUUAGUGGAUCAGCUGGAGAACAUGCUGGGAGGUGAGGAGGAGUACAAGGAUAGAAUGACCAAUCAUCUUAUCCCAUGUAUUGCUCAGUUUUCUGUUGCAAUUGGUGAUGACUCCCUCUGGAAACCACUGAAUUACCAGAUCUUGCUUAAAACAAGGCACAGCUCACCAAAGGUGAGGUUUUCUGCUCUCACUAUGUUGUUGAAAUUGGCUGGUAAACUAAAGGAGAACUACAUGGUGUUAUUGCCUGAAACCAUCCCCUUCUUGGCAGAACUGCUGGAAGAUGAAUGCGAGGAAGUGGAGAACCACUGUCAGAAAGUGAUCAGGCAGCUGGAAGUCAUUCUUGGAGAGCCAUUACAGAGCUACUUCUGAAAGCCAUGUUGUACAAGUUUUAUAAUUAGAUUAUGAAUGUUUUUAUAUGUACAGUAAAGGUUUGUAUUGAGAAUUAUGUGAUCCACGUGUAUUUAAAUAUACUGGCACCACUGUUACUGAAUUAAUGGUGCUGAAAUUGCAGAAUUUUAUCUUAAUAUGUGCAAACCAACAUCUGAGGAUUUUUACCUGAUUUGGUUCAGCUUGGACAUCGAGGAGUGGGCAGUUGUACAGUCUCUGUAUUGCUAUUAAUGGGUUUGAUUUUUUUUCUAACUUGUGGUUAUCACCCGCAACUAAUAAUAAAUGU